Molecule: messenger RNA, 252 nt
Organism: Colletotrichum higginsianum IMI 349063
Lineage: Eukaryota; Fungi; Ascomycota; Sordariomycetes; Glomerellales; Glomerellaceae
Exons: 3
Coding region: 1-252 (83 amino acids)
Source: RefSeq, a predicted model, not a curated record
AUGCUGCGAACCUUGGGCAACGGACACACGGCCGGGCCGCCCCCAUUCCCCUCGGUGUGUUUUCUAUCGCUGAAGCUGGAGGACAAUCCCACUGAGAACAAGAGUCUCCCCUCCGUCCCUAGGCUAAGGAGCAAGCGAAGAAGGAGAGACACAAGUAAGCAAUGCAACGGAUGUCGAAAACUCGGAAACGACGCUCGUGAGACUGCAAGGGCGCGCCAUAAGCAAAUAGUUGCAAACAGUUCACCUACGUAA